Molecule: messenger RNA, 1018 nt
Organism: Culex quinquefasciatus (southern house mosquito)
Lineage: Eukaryota; Metazoa; Arthropoda; Insecta; Diptera; Culicidae
Gene: maf-S
Product: transcription factor MafK
Exons: 4
Coding region: 283-723 (146 amino acids)
Biological process (GO): regulation of transcription by RNA polymerase II
Cellular component (GO): nucleus
Molecular function (GO): RNA polymerase II cis-regulatory region sequence-specific DNA binding; DNA-binding transcription factor activity, RNA polymerase II-specific
Source: RefSeq, a predicted model, not a curated record
GUCAUCAUAGAUCAUCAUCAACAAAUCGAAAAACACGCAGUUGGGUGGAUUUUGGGAGGAAUUGGUGAUUCAAAGCGUACGGAAACAAUAACAAACUAGAAGUUUUACCUCUUUUAGUGGAAUUAAGUUAUUUAUGUGUUGUUUAGUUGAUAUUAAAAGAAUAAAAUAUUUAGCUCGUUUGUCCUCGACCUCUCGAACAUUCCCCACAGUUGCUGAACCUAGAGAGGGGAAGCCCAGCAGAGCAGCAUAAAAUCGAUAGGGCAAACCAAAUCCGCCAUUACGAUGCCCCAGGAGAUCAAACGGGAACGUAAAAGUAAUCAGUCGAUGAUGCAUCCGAAAAGAAGUCACUGGAAUGAAGCUCCCCUUUCGCCCUGCCCCAUUCCGGACAUCUCCGACGAUGAGCUGGUGUCGAUUUCGGUGCGGGACCUCAACCGCACGCUCAAACUGCGUGGCCUCACCCGGGACGAGAUCGUGCGGAUGAAGCAGCGCCGCCGGACGCUCAAGAACCGUGGCUACGCGGCGAGCUGUCGGAUCAAGCGCAUCGAGCAGAAGGACGAACUCGAGACGGAAAAGUCCCAGGAGUGGCGCGACAUGGAGGCGAUGCACGACGAAACGGUGCGCCUGCAGGACGAGGUGGAAAAGCUACGACGGAACUACGAGGCGCUGCGCAAGUUUGCCGUCAGUAAAAAGAUUCCGCUGCCCCAGGAGAUGGACAUGAUGUGAGGAGCGCGGAGAAUUGUUCCAAGAAAGCAGUACAUUCUGGAUAGCUCUUAAUUUGCAAUGCAGAUUACAAUUGGUCCAAAGGAAACGAAUUUGUUUCCGUCCUCAUUCACAGUGUGUAAACGUUGUCGACUUCAUCGUCGCAGGAGCAUUUUGCAAUACACUUCUUUUGGUGCGUGUAGUUUUAGUUUUGUACAUAAGUUUAUCACAAUAUUCUUCAUUAAUAAACACAAUUAUUAAACAUAGAAACACGUCGUUGUUUAAAUAAACAUUCUUUAAAUAAAUAAAAUAUUUCGAA